AUCAGUUUUGAUUCAAAUUUGUACCUGAUUGAUUGAUACUCACGAACAUCUCCAGCGAGAUCCGUUUUAUUUACCUUGUAAAAUGGAAGAGGGUCGUGCCGAUCUAUGAAGAGAUAUUCAUUAACAUGUGGAACCCAUCCUUUUCGAGGAAAUAGAAAAAAAAACACCUUGAUAUAGUUUAUCAGAUCAUUUUUGGAUAUUCGAUGCUUUAUCGACAAAGCUAAUACAGACAAUCUAUCUGCUUUAAUAGGACCCAAUCCGACAACCAGCAUCACCCAUCGCCGUACUUCUACACAUACCUUCACCUGCGCUUUUUUGGUCUUGUUUGGCUAUUUUCUUUUUUCAGUUCAUGAACAUGUCUUUUGCCAUGAAGAUCUAGACAAGCCAAACCUGUUUUUCGCGUGUGUGUGAUUGUGCAGAGACAGAUGGGGUGUAAUGUGGUGUGCUCAGCCUGAGUUUUCACCUCCUUCUCGGCUGCUCCCUAACCAUUGGCGUUUGGUGUCUACAGAAUGGCGCGCUUUGGAGACGAAGUGCCGCCCAGGUAUGGCGGCGUCCCUGGCCAAGGGGGACCCGGCCGCGGCGGCAGCAGGCAGGGCGGCCCGCCGGGAACCCAGCGGGUGUACAAGCAAUCCAUGGCCCAGAGAGCCCGAACCAUGGCCCUGUACAACCCCAUCCCGGUCCGGCAGAACUGCCUGACGGUCAACCGCUCGCUGUUUCUGUUCAGCGAGGACAACUUUGUGAGAAAGUACGCCAAGAAGAUCACGGAAUGGCCUCCGUUCGAGUGGAUGAUUCUGACGACCAUCAUCGCCAACUGCAUCGUGCUGGCGCUGGAACAGCAUCUCCCCGACGGAGACAAGACGCCGCUGUCAGAACGGCUGGACGACACGGAGCCGUACUUCAUUGCCAUCUUCUGCUUUGAGUCGGGGAUCAAAAUCCUGGCUCUGGGCUUCGCCUUUCACAAGGGUUCCUAUCUGAGAAACGGCUGGAACGUCAUGGACUUUGUUGUGGUGAUGACAGGGAUCUUGUCCACAGUGGGCUCAGAGUUUGACCUGCGGACACUCAGAGCAGUCAGAGUGCUCAGACCACUUAAACUGGUGUCUGGGAUUCCCAGUCUACAGGUGGUGCUCAAGUCUAUCAUGAAGGCCAUGAUCCCACUGCUGCAGAUUGGCCUGCUGCUCUUUGUGGCCAUCCUUAUGUUUGCCAUUAUAGGCCUGGAGUUCUACAUGGGCAAGUUCCACAAGACCUGCUUCAAUAAUAUCACGAAAGAGAUAUAUGACAAGCAGCCGUGUGGCGAGGCGCUGCCAGCGCGUUUGUGCCCCGAGGGCACCAUGUGCACUGAGUACUGGAUCGGACCCAACUACGGCAUCACGCAGUUCGACAACAUCCUGUUUGCCGUGCUCACUGUCUUCCAGUGCAUCACCAUGGAGGGCUGGACCGACAUGCUGUACUAUAGCAACGACGCCUCAGGGAGUGCCUACAACUGGAUGUACUUUGUCCCCCUCAUCAUCAUCGGCUCCUUCUUCAUGCUCAACCUGGUGUUGGGUGUGCUGUCCGGGGAGUUUGCCAAAGAGAGGGAGCGUGUGGAGAACAGGAGUGAGUUUCUCAAACUGAGGCGACAGCAGCAGAUUGAAAGGGAGCUUAACGGCUACCUGGAGUGGAUCUGCAAAGCAGAAGAGGUCAUUCUGACUGAAGAUGGCAAAAACCCAGGGAACAAAUAUGAUGCCAAGCGGCGGUCCACCCUCAAGAAGACUAAAACUGACCUGCUGAACCCAGAGGAGGGAGAGGACCACUUAGGAGAUGCUGGUGGCCCGUUCGGCAAAGGCGACAACACGGCGAUGAACAAGCGGGAGCGGCGCCUGCGCUUCUUCAUCCGCAAGAUCGUGAAGACGCAGGCCUUCUACUGGACCGUGCUCAGCCUGGUGGGCCUCAACACGCUGUGCGUGGCCGUGGUGCACUACGACCAGCCCGACCUCCUCUCCGACUUCCUCUUCUAUGCGGAGUUCAUCUUCCUGGGCCUCUUUAUGUCAGAGAUGAUGAUAAAGAUGUACGGACUUGGGACUCGGCCUUACUUCCACUCCUCCUUCAACUGCUUCGACUGCGCCGUGAUCAUAGGCAGUAUCUUUGAGGUGAUCUGGGCAUGCAUAAAGCCAGGCACAUCUUUUGGCAUCAGUGUCUUACGAGCUCUCCGUCUCCUGCGCAUCUUCAAAGUGACUAAAUACUGGGCUCCGCUGCGUAACCUGGUGGUCUCUCUGCUCAACUCCAUGAAGUCCAUCAUCAGCUUGUUGUUCCUACUCUUCCUCUUCAUCGUGGUCUUCGCUCUACUGGGCAUGCAGCUCUUUGGAGGACAGUUCAACUUUGAAGACGGCACUCCCCCAACCAACUUUGACACGUUUCCAGCAGCCAUCAUGACUGUCUUUCAGAUCCUGACCGGAGAGGACUGGAACAUGGUGAUGUAUGACGGUAUCGAGUCCCAGGGGGGUGUGAACUCAGGCAUGGUCUUCUCCAUCUUCUUCAUAGUGCUCACGCUCUUUGGCAACUACACACUGCUUAAUGUAUUCUUGGCCAUCGCCGUGGACAACCUGGCCAAUGCUCAGGAGCUAACUAAGGACGAGGAGGCGGAGGAGGAGGCCUCCACUCAGAAGAUCGCUCUUCAGAAGGCCAAGGAGGUGGCUGAAGUGAGCCCCCUCUCUGCAGCCAACCUCUCCAUCGCUGCCAAGGAGAAGCAGAAGAACUCGAACCAGCCCAAGUCGGUGUGGGAGGCGCGCACAGCUGAGAUCCGCCGCCAGAACCUGAUGACCAGCAGAGAGGCGCUCUACAAUGAGCUGGACGCCGACGACAGCUGGAAGGUGAACUACCGGCAGAACCGGCCCGACGUGAAGACCCACCUGGACCGCCCGCUGGUGGUGAACCCGCAGGAGAACCGCAACAACAACACCAACAAGCCCCGCCCCGGCGACCCGCCCGAGCAGGCGCUCGACUACACCCAGCCCUGCCUGCGCCAGCCCGCCCGCCACGCGCCCGCCGCCCCCGCCGCCGGGAGAACCGGAGGAGCCGGACCCGCCGCGGGCGGCCCGCACCUGGCCCGCAGCCUGCAGUCCCUCCAGGAGGAGCACCGGGGCGAGGGCGGGGAGGGGGAGCAGCCGCGGAGGACGCGCCCGCACCGGAGGAGGGGGGCGGAGACCGGCGAGGGCGACGACAACAACGGCAACGGCGCCCAGGAGAGGAGACACAGGCGGCAUCGCCAUGACAAUGGCGACGGGCGCAAGGAGAGGUGCCGGCGCAAGAAGGAGUGCAGUCUGUCCACGUCCCGGCCCAUCCAGCAGGCUCUGUCGCGGCAGGACAGCCAGUACAGCGAGGACCUGGACAACCUGCGCAACAGCAGCCGGCUCUUCCUGGACCAGGAGCCCGAGGACGACCAGGGGGGCGAGCUCGACCUCGGCCUCGGCCUCGGCCUCGACCUCCGCGACCCCUUCUACGGCCACCACCAGCCCGAGCAGGCCAACAACCUGCUCAACAUGCAGGGCCCCGGCAGCGCCGAGCUCCAGCUGCUGGAGGGCAGCGGCGGCAGCCUCAUCCUGACCGACCCCAGCAAGACGCCAGGGCAGCUGGAGCACACCACCAUCCACAUGCCCCCGCUCUACCCCAACGCCAUCCUGCAGGUGAACAAGAACGCCAAUACGGAGGGCAAAAAGAAAGACGAGGAGAAGAAGGAGGAGGAGGACGAUGAUGGAGGAGAUGAAGAUGGACCCAAACCCAUGCCACCUUUCAGCUCCUGUUUCAUCCUCUCGACAACCAACCCGUUCCGUAAGUGCUGCCACUACAUCCUGACCCUGCGCUACUUUGAGAUGUGCAUCCUGUCCGUCAUCGCCAUGAGCAGCAUCGCCCUGGCAGCCGAGGACCCCGUGUGGCCCGAGUCACCCCGCAACAACGUGCUGCGCUACUUUGACUACGUCUUCACCGGUGUGUUCACAUUUGAGAUGCUGAUAAAGAUGGUGGUGCUGGGGCUGUUCCUGCACCAGGGCUCCUACUUCCGCGACCUCUGGAACAUCCUGGACUUUGUAGUGGUUAGUGGUGCUCUGGUGGCCUUCGCCUUCACAGGGAGCAGCAAGGGGAAAGACAUCAGCACCAUCAAGUCUCUGAGAGUACUGAGGGUACUGCGGCCUCUCAAGACCAUCAAACGGCUACCCAAAUUAAAGGCUGUGUUUGACUGCGUGGUGAACUCGCUGAAGAACGUGCUCAACAUCCUGAUCGUCUACAUGCUCUUCAUGUUCAUUUUCGCUGUGGUAGCUGUGCAACUCUUCAAAGGCCGCUUCUUCUUCUGCACGGAUGAAUCUAAAGAGUUUGAGCGCGACUGCAGGGGAGAGUACCUGGUGUACAACGGCAAUGAUGAUGUGAAGGCGCAGAAGCGGGAAUGGAAGAAGUACGAUUUCCACUACGACAACGUGCUUUGGGCCCUGUUAACUCUCUUCACCGUGUCCACUGGAGAGGGGUGGCCAAUUGUUUUAAAACACUCGGUGGAUGCCACCUAUGAGAACCAGGGCCCGAGCCCGGGGUACCGGAUGGAGAUGUCCAUCUUUUACGUGGUGUAUUUCGUUGUCUUCCCCUUCUUCUUUGUCAACAUAUUCGUGGCUCUCAUCAUCAUCACUUUCCAGGAGCAAGGAGACAAGAUGAUGGAGGAAUACAGUUUAGAAAAGAAUGAGAGAGCCUGUAUAGACUUCGCCAUCAACGCCAAGCCCUUGACCCGACACAUGCCGAAGAACAAGCAAAGCUUCCAGUACCGCAUGUGGCAGUUUGUGGUGUCGCCGCCGUUCGAGUACAGCAUCAUGUCUCUGAUCGCACUCAACACGGUCGUCCUCAUGAUGAAGUAUAAUGAAGCUCCUGAUGCCUAUGAAAAAACCCUGAAGAACCUGAACAUAGUGUUCACCACACUUUUCUUCAUGGAGUGUGUGCUAAAGAUCAUCGCCUUCGGUGUCCUGAAUUAUUUCAUGGACGCCUGGAACAUUUUUGAUUUUGUUUCUGUGCUCGGGAGCAUCACAGACAUCAUAGUGACGGAAUUUGUGAAUAACUUCAUAAACCUGAGUUUCCUGCGGCUCUUCCGAGCUGCUCGACUCAUCAAGCUCCUCAGGCAGCAGGAGACCAUUCGCAUCCUGCUCUGGACCUUUGUGCAGUCCUUUAAGGCUCUGCCAUAUGUGUGCCUGCUUAUUGCCAUGCUGUUCUUCAUUUAUGCCAUCAUCGGGAUGCAGUUGUUUGGUAACCUGGCUCUGGACGAGGAUAGUGCCAUCAACGUACACAACAACUUCAGAACCUUCAUCAUGGCCCUCAUGCUGCUCUUCAGGAGUGCCACGGGUGAGGCGUGGCAUGACAUCAUGUUGGCAUGUCUGGGCAGCAAUCCUUGUGACCCCGACUCGGGCAACCCCAAGCCUGAGUGUGGCAGCAACAUGGCCUACGCCUACUUCGUCUCCUUCAUCUUCUUCUGCUCCUUCCUGAUGUUGAACCUGUUUGUGGCCGUCAUCAUGGACAACUUUGAGUACCUGACCCGGGACUCAUCCAUCCUGGGCCCGCACCACCUGGAUGAGUAUGUGAGGAUAUGGGCCGAGUAUGACCCCGCAGCCUGCGGGCGCAUUCAUUACAAGGAUAUGUACAGUUUAUUACGAGUAAUCGACCCCCCUCUUGGUCUGGGCAAGAAAUGUCCACAUAGAGUGGCCUGCAAGAGGCUGCUGCGCAUGGAUUUGCCGGUCGCCGACGACAACUCGGUGCAUUUCAACUCCACUCUCAUGGCCUUGAUCCGUACUGCCCUGGACAUCAAGAUUGCAAAGGGGGGCGCAGACAAACAUCAGAUGGAUGCCGAGUUGCGCAAGGAGAUGAUGGCCAUCUGGCCCAACCUGUCCCAGAAGCACCUGGACCUCCUGGUCACUCCGCACAAGUCAGCGACAGACCUGACGGUGGGGAAGAUCUACGCGGCCAUGAUGAUCAUGGAGUACUACCGCCAGAGCAAGGCCAAAAGGCUCCAGGCUCUCCGUGAGGAGCAGAACCGAACGCCAUUAAUGUUUCAGCGCAUGGAGCCGUCCCCGACCCAGGAAGGGGGACAGCCGGGGGUCAACGGGGUCCCCCAGAUUCAGCAGGAGCCAAUCAACAGUCUACCUCCUCCGGGUGACAUGACAGAGAGCCAGUCCUGGGUAACGACUAAAGCCCAGGAAAUGUUCCAAAAAACGGGCAACUGGAGUCCCGACCAGCCCUACCCUGAUGAAACCCGCGACAACCGUCACAAUCCACAGACCAUCACAGACAACAGUCCACUGCGGCGCUCCACCUCGUCUCUGGUGCACGGGCGCUCGGGCCGCGGCGUGCGCCUAGACGACUACUCGCUGGAGCGCGUGGUGUCCGAGGAGGGCAGCCAGAGGCACGGACGCCGCCACCGCAACCGCGACCACGACCACAGCCACCGUGCCUCCGAGAGGUCGCUGACCCGCUACACCGACGCCGACACGGGCCUGGGCACAGACCUGAGCACCACCACCCAGUCGGGUGACCUGCCGCCCAAGGAGCGGGAGCGGGAGCGCGGGCGCGCCAAGGACCGGCGGCACCACCACCACCACCACCACCACCACCACUCCUCCUCCAUGGACAAGGAGCACUACGGGCCCGAGCGCCACGCCGACUACCCGCCGCACCACCACGGCCACGACCACCGCGAGCGACACUGGUCGCGCUCGCCCAGCGAGGGCCGCGACGGCCGCACGCACCGACAGGGCAGUAGUUCGGUGAGCGGGAGCCCCGUGCCGUCGACGUCGGGGACCAGCACCCCCCGCCGCGGGCGCCGGCAGCUGCCCCAGACCCCGUCCACGCCGCGGCCGCACGUGGCCUACUCGCCGGCGGUGCGCAAGCCGGCGUACGGCUCGCCGGGCUCUCACCAGCCGCCGGGCUCGCAGCCGCGCCUGCGCUCGCCCUCGCCGCGCCACUACUCCCCGCCGACGCCGGGCCACCCGGACGGCCCCGCCUACCGCGGCCCGCCGUCGCGCCACGCCUCCCCGCACCACCACCACCACCAGCACGGCUCGCCGCGCUCGCCCCGCCACCAACACCACCACCACCACCACGGCGGCGGCGGAGGAGGAGGGGGUCGCUGGGCCGGGCCUCCCCCGCACCCGCCUCCGCUGUCGCACGAGGGCAGCCUGGAGGGCGACGGGCCGUUCUACGAGCCCGACUACGAGUACGAGCGCCACCACGAGCCGCCGGCGUACGAGCAGAGCCUGCACGAGGGGGGGGGCAACCCGCACCACCACCACCACCACAUGCCGCCGGGCCCGCCGCUGCCCCCGCCGCAGCAGCAGCAGCCGCGCUCGCCCAGGACAGCCCGCCACCACGGAGGAGGAGGAGGAGGAGGAGGAGGAGGGCCCCCGCCGGGCCCCCCGGGGCCGCACCCGCGCCGCGUGCCCAACGGCUACCGCUCGUCCUCGCCCUCUCCGCACCGGCGCGGCCCCCACCCGCCGCCCCCGCCCGGGGGCCCCAACCGGCCGCACCCCCACGGCCGCGGGCCCCGCAAGGGCCUCCAUGAACCCUACAGCGAGACCGACGAGGACGACUGGUGCUAG
This is a messenger RNA of Sardina pilchardus (European sardine), 7592 nucleotides long. It is a transcript of the gene cacna1ab, whose product is annotated as calcium channel, voltage-dependent, P/Q type, alpha 1A subunit, b. The transcript is spliced from 47 exons. Gene Ontology annotation, cellular component: voltage-gated calcium channel complex; neuronal cell body; membrane. Gene Ontology annotation, biological process: calcium ion import across plasma membrane; chemical synaptic transmission. Lineage: Eukaryota; Metazoa; Chordata; Actinopteri; Clupeiformes; Clupeidae. The coding region runs from base 510 to 7592 and encodes 2360 amino acids. The record is from RefSeq and is a predicted model, not a curated record. Gene Ontology annotation, molecular function: high voltage-gated calcium channel activity.